UUGUUGGGUGAAGAAGCCCUUCUCGAGCGUCCUGAGACCAGACCAGAGAGUGCUGCGCAGGCCAGUGUGGGGCCAAGGACGACGCCCCCUCCUGCUCCUGCGGCGGAGGCCCCCAGAGGAGGAGGAGGAGGAGGAGGAGGAGGAGGAAGAAGAAGAGGAGGAGGAAUAGGAAUAUGGCUUCGAAGGCAACCCCCUCCUGCCGUCUGGUCUUCAGCCUCUUGAUCACAGCUGCUGUCCUCAGGCCAGGCCUUGGAUUGUAUACUGUAAAUUCAGCAUAUGGAGAUACCAUUAUCUUGCCUUGCCGACUGGAUGUACCUCAGAAUCUCAUGUUUGGCAAGUGGAAAUAUGAGAAGCCCGAUGGCUCCCCUGUAUUUAUUGCCUUCAGAUCCUCUACAAAGAAAAGUGUACAUUAUGACAAUGUGCCAGAAUACAAAGACAGAUUGAGCCUCUCAGAAAACUACACUUUAUCUAUCAGUAAUGCAAGAAUCGGUGAUGAAAAGAGAUUUGUGUGCAUGCUAGUAACUGAGGACAACGUGUUUGAGGCGCCUACAGUCGUAAAGGUGUUCAAGCAGCCAUCCAAACCUGAAAUUGUAAGCAAAGCGUCAUUUCUUGAAACAGAGCAGCUGAAAAAGUUGGGAGACUGUGUUUCUGAAGACAGUUAUCCAGAUGGCAAUAUCACAUGGUACAGAAAUGGAAAAGUUCUGCAACCUCUUGAAAGAGCAGUGGUUAUAAUAUUUACAAAACAAAUGGACCCAGUGACUCAGCUAUAUACCAUGACUUCAUCCCUGGAAUAUAAAGCAACUAAGGCUGACAUCCAAAUGCCAUUCACCUGCUCUGUGACAUAUUAUGGGCCAUCUGGCCAGAACACACUUUAUUCUGAACAAGCAGUUUUUGAUAUUUACUAUCCAACAGAACAAGUGACAAUGCAAGUAUUGCCACCAAAAAAUGCCAUCAAAGAAGGGGACAACAUCACUCUUAAAUGUUUGGGAAAUGGUAACCCUCCUCCUGAGGAGUUUUUAUUUUACUUGCCAGGACAGCCUGAAGGAAUAAGAAGCUCAAAUACUUACUCAUUGGCAGAUGUGAGGCGCAAUGCCACAGGAGACUACAAAUGCUCUCUGAUAGACAAAAAAAGCAUGAUUGCUUCAACAGUCAUCACAGUUCACUAUUUGGAUUUGUCUUUAAACCCAAAAGGGGAAGUGACUAAACAGAUUGGUGAUACUCUGCCCGUGUCAUGCACAAUAUCUGCUAGUAGGAAUGCAACUGUGGUCUGGAUGAAAGAUAACAUCAAGCUUAGAUCAAGUCCUACAUUCUCCAGUCUUCAUUAUCAGGAUGCUGGAAACUAUGUCUGUGAAACAGCUCUUCAGGAGGUUGAAGGACUAAAGAAAAGAGAGUCUUUGACUCUCAUUGUAGAAGGAAAGCCUCAAAUCAAAAUGACAAAGAAAACUGAUCCCAGUGGACUGUCUAAAACAAUAAUCUGCCAUGUGGAAGGUUUUCCAAAGCCAGCCAUACAGUGGACAAUUACUGGCAGUGGAAGCGUCAUAAACCAAACUGAGGAAUCACCUUAUAUUAAUGGCAGGUAUUAUAGUAAAAUUAUCAUUUCCCCUGAAGAAAAUGUUACAUUAACUUGCACAGCAGAAAACCAGCUGGAGAGAACAGUAAACUCCUUGAAUGUCUCUGCUAUAAGUAUUCCAGAACACGAUGAGGCAGACGAGAUAAGUGAUGAAAAUAGAGAAAAGGUGAAUGACCAGGCAAAAUUAAUUGUGGGCAUCGUUGUUGGCCUCCUCCUUGCUGCUCUUGUUGCUGGUGUUGUCUACUGGCUCUACAUGAAGAAAUCAAAAUCUGCAUCAAAACAUGUAAACAAGGACCUUGGUAACAUGGAGGAAAACAAAAAGUUAGAAGAAAACAAUCACAAGGCAGAAGCUUAAGAAAAAUUGUUCUAGUUGUUGUCAAGAGAAAAAAUAACUAUAUAGACCAAUUGAAGCAUGAACGUGGAUUGUAUUUAAGACAUAUACAAAGACAUUGACAGCAAUUCAUGGUUCAAGUUUUAAGCAGUUCAUUCUACCAAGCUGUCACAGGAUUUUAGAGAAUUGUCUCAAGUAAACAAUGAAAUGAAAUUACAAACAAAAAAACAGAUUUU
Messenger RNA from Suncus etruscus (white-toothed pygmy shrew), 2137 nucleotides. It is a transcript of the gene ALCAM, whose product is annotated as activated leukocyte cell adhesion molecule. The transcript is spliced from 16 exons. Gene Ontology annotation, biological process: cell adhesion. Gene Ontology annotation, cellular component: plasma membrane. Lineage: Eukaryota; Metazoa; Chordata; Mammalia; Eulipotyphla; Soricidae. The record is from RefSeq and is a predicted model, not a curated record. Bases 174 to 1925 code for a protein of 583 amino acids.